This is a messenger RNA of Dermacentor silvarum, 1587 nucleotides long. RefSeq names its product protein hunchback-like. The record is from RefSeq and is a predicted model, not a curated record. Bases 208 to 693 code for a protein of 161 amino acids. NCBI's taxonomy places the organism in Eukaryota, Metazoa, Arthropoda, Arachnida, Ixodida, Ixodidae. Gene Ontology annotation, biological process: cellular response to hydrogen peroxide. The transcript is spliced from 4 exons.
AUGCGCAUUGCAUCAUGGGAUAGAAAUGGCCAUAUGCUUGUCUUGCGACGAAGUAGUCUGCGUAGGUCAAGCAAACUUUGAGUAAAAAAAAUAUUCACUUGCUCAGCUUUGUAUCUAGUAAUACCCAUUCGUAGCGAGAGGGAGAAGACGCAAGAUACUUUUAAUACGUAACUGGCAGUUGGGAAAGAGUCGAGGCAUGUUGAGAAGAUGGACAAGAAGCAGCCGCAGCACGCUCCAGCUGUUGAUGACCUGCAGACUGCAUUCAAGAAGUUGAGGGUCAAUUUCAGCAGUGAAUGCAGACGAGUGACACCUGGUCUUCAGAAACACCACCACCAUCACCACCACUAUCACAACCAUCUAUCGGCUCCCGUCCGCAAGUUCCGGUCACGGUCUGCGUCGACGAGUGUCCCCGAGGGCAGCAUGGAGCAGAAGUUGGCCACCGUCUCUGAACAGUUGGAGCAGGCCAGGCUGGAACCCAGGCUAGAACCCUCCUUGCCUGCGCCUCCCUGCCCUGUGCCUGCCUGCCCUCCCACUGUCUGUUCUGCGAUCAAGACGCCAACCGGGUCGGAUCUGACGUGCUCACAGCAGGCAAGGAUGGACGACACGACCGUCGACGAGCUUGCGGGAUACUUCGACAACCUUGUAUACAUCCCGCGAAAGAUGUCCGUAAUGGCCGAAAUGAUGUACACGUAGCAGCGUUGGCCGCGCAAUGACGCGCAGCCAGGAAAUGAAAUGGAGUUGACCUCCGUACCUGUAUCUUGCCCGUGUUAAGUUGUGCUGAGGCAAUAACCGUAGGCAUACGAUGGCUGCAGGCGUAGCAAGUCAUCGUCCCCCUCCCAUUCCCUCCUCGUACCCUAUAUUUCGUGAUACAGGUUUUUUUAUACGCUUGCUUCUACUGGCCUAGAGCAAAACGUUUGUCCCUCCUCUUUUGUGAUAUGUGGACCCUGCUGCUCUAGCGUGCAAUUAGGCAAAGGCAAGCGCAUGCUUGUCUUUACCGCAGGUUUAGUCUUUGUAAGCUGAGGAGAGCAGUGGUUCGAGGUGUGUGCUUAUUGAGCGCUUUUUUUUUUUUUUUGCACUUGCCACACUACGCAAGACUUUGUUUAUGAAGAUCAAGUUGGUAAUCUGUAUUGGAUACAAUGUGCUGCAAUAAUGAAACGGGUGCCCGAGUCGGGACAUAAGGAGGAUUUAUACUGGGGUCGGAAACUGUUCAGUGCUUUGCUGUCAAACCCCGAAUAUAGAUCCAUUCCUUGGCAUGGCACACAGUUUUGCCCCGUUUGUUCAUGGCAGUCCUUAGUGUAGCAGUCAGGUUGCAGAGCCAGGCGAAUGCCGACAAUUUAGCCGAGUGAAUGUCUGCAGCUGUGUGUGAAGUGUCUGUGUGAAAACUGCAGUAGAGGCCCCUUGGCCGAGCAGCAAGGGGGUGUGCUGGGUGGGUGAAUCCUGUGCGCCAAAGAGAUCCCCCUAAACAACCUUUCCUAGCUUUACUACAAUUUUUUAAUGCCUCGUGGUGGCACCUUCGGUGUGUGGCUCGCUGUCGUGAGAGUUACUUGCAGGUCGUCAGACGAACGAAUAAAAUGUUUUCAAAUUCUU